Messenger RNA from Ixodes scapularis (black-legged tick), 2418 nucleotides. RefSeq lists its product as uncharacterized. Bases 3 to 1871 code for a protein of 622 amino acids. The transcript has 2 exons. Lineage: Eukaryota; Metazoa; Arthropoda; Arachnida; Ixodida; Ixodidae. The record is from RefSeq and is a predicted model, not a curated record.
CUAUGGAGCUCGAUCAUCAGACUGUCAGCAGGUGGACAAUGUACGAGACCGUGAAGACCGCAUUCCCUGUACUGGAGAGGGGAUGUAGUUCCGCGUCUACGUGCGGGCUACUGUUAAUGCAUCGCGUCUUAACUGCAAUUAAUGCGAUACUUUUUGUUGUGGGACUUGAAAUUGUCGAGAUUACACCAAAAAGCCUAGCGGUAGAAUGUGUGAACACGGGCGAAGGCGUGGAGGACGACAUCGACUACACCAAGGAAUCGGAGGCGGCCAUGAUAAUGUACCUUCUCUUCAGGCAACAUUCGUGCGUAAUUCGACUAAAUGCUUCAAAAUUGGUAGGCAAAAGUACCGUAAUGUUUAGAGAUUUGAUUUUGUGCGGCAUACGUCAAAAUUCGUCUAUUAGAGAAUUGGUUGUAGAUGAAACUUGCACGGAAACCGACAUGUCUGACAUGGCGUACGUAACCGUGGGCAUGAUGGAUCUGCAUCGGGCCAUUGAACACCUCCGUAAUCUACGUAUCGUAAAUAUAAAUAUCACCACCAUGUCUCACGCAUUCACAAAUCACCUGUUGAGGUGGAUAUCAGAGUUUCAAAUCGGACUGGAGGAGUUAUGCUACGAAACUGAUUUUGUAGAUCUGAGGUCCGUGCAAGCGAUGCUAGAGAGGCCGGGCUGCGCCCUCAAAAUCUUGCACUUUACCGGAGGUAUAAUAGAGGCAGAUUUUCUGCGCGCAACGACGUCUAUCAGACGCCUAAAGUUGAUGGGCGUUUCCUUCCAGAACGAGGCCGUCGUCGAAUUGGCGCGAUUGUUGAUGAAGACAAAUUGCAUGAUCGAGACGCUCGAUCUCAAUUUCACCAACCUAACCGACGAUACGGCAUCCUAUCUGGCUGAGGCCGUUGCGCAUAAUGGGUGUUUAAUCGAAAUUAAUCUAAGAGAUAACCUAGCCUUGUCUACGCGCAGCCUACGGGCUUUGAUAGAGGCUCUAUCUAUCAACAAGAGCCUACACGUCAUGAGGCUUGGUUACGUGACAGAUUUCGGCGAAUUGGCGCAGCUGGCCAUCGACCGAGGUCAGUGCCAGCGCUUACAUUUGGCCGUUUUGGUUAAGAGCCGCAGAAAUGUAGAAUUAUUGGCACCAUUUAAAUACGUAACCAUCGACCAUGUAAUGUCACGUGAGGUUCACCAAUACCUCGGUGAGACGUUUGACGCCCUCCGCGCCUCCCCGCACGUGCAACACGUAUAUAUCUUCUCCAUCUUUUUGAACAUUGUGGCUGAAAAGGUGGCCGCUUUCAUAGCAGCCUCUAAGACUCUGAAAACGCUCACUCUAGUCACGUGUGGACAAGAACGCCAGUCAGUCGUAAAGACGGUUUUGGAAGGCCUAUCGCAAAACCACGGACUAGAAUGGUUCGAAUGGUUGAAGUGUGUCGUCGCGAGCUCAGAAGCCCUGCGAAGUCUCUACAAAGUUUUCAAAAACAACGAGACGUUGAUUAAACUGUGCAUGUCGACGACGCCACACGGCUUCGAUUAUUACGCUGACUUCGACGGACUGAACCCUCGGCUCCGAUGUGUCGAGCUGCGAAAAGAUAAUUACGACCGUCGCCGCGGAGGAUCGGGAGUGUUUGUGAUACAAGAGGCAGUGCGACACAACAGGUGGCUCUUGAACAGGGCCGCAGAGUUUGUGGCCGAUCCAAGCGUCCCGGAUGCUGCUCCGGACAUGUACGACGUGCGGGCUCUGGAAUCUGCUGUGCGAUGUAGGCGCCCCAUCACCAUCUACGCCCAACGACGGCUGUUGUGUGAAUGUCGACUCGAGUGCAGUGGACGUCUUGGCGCGGGCUCGCCGGUACAUUCGUUAAAACUUUUUUCAACUGGCAGGAAUAUGUGACCGUGAAAUGUCUGUGUGUGCCCUUCCAUUUUUAAACAGAGAAUGUUGGGAGGCGUUGUCGACCUUUCGGGGUUGUACCGGGAAUCGGCUAUUGUGAACACGAGAAGUAUAUUAAGGACUUUAACAUGCUUUUGUAGGGGUCGAUGAUUGGAAUGUUUACAGAGUCGGCGGCGGAGGGCCGUUUUGUUUUGGAUAGCGCCAACUGAACUCAUUUAUUAUUUUGCUUGUCGGGAUUUGUGUAGCUGUACCACGGAGACGAGAAUCCGUGUCAGAGGGAGAGAGUGAAAGAGAGAGAGAAGAGUGUAGCUAAGUUGGGAGCGGAAGAGUUGAGAGGGGGAGUCGAUGAAGAGAUUUAAAAGGAGACGCAUCGAGAGCGAUGCGGAAAAACGAGUAGAUAAAGUGCAGAAGUGUCACUAAGAGAGUUAAACAGCAGAGGCCAUCGAGUUUUGAGAACUACCGAACUUUGACUAUGUUGUAAUUUUUGUGUAUAAUACCUGCAUAUUAAACCAAGUUAUUCAACCCUAAAAGCCUACGAUCCUGACAUCAC